GACCCGGAGUGAGAAAAAUUGACGAGAAAAUUGCUAUCGUGUGAUACAGGCUUUAUGGGAAUCAUCGCCAUAUCUGUCAUUGUUCUAAUCAAGUAGACAUAGAACAGCAACUUCUGUCGAAUUUGUUCAUCUGUUGUAACAUCAGAGCUAGAAUCAGUGAAAAUUUAAUCAAUUUCUUUAAAAUGGUUCAAAAAGGCACUGGAUUGUUCGGAUUUUUUAAAAGCGUGUACUACGAUGAGUAUAAAUGGGCUCUUGUGAAAAGUGCUUCGCUGUUUAUUGUCGGUGUACGGUUAGCGCAGGAAUGUGCUGGACUUGAGUUGAUGCCAUCGGCGCCACAUUAAUAAUUGCCAAAUACCAUAAAUAACAGCGAUGAAGGGAAUAAUAAAUAGUGUUAUGCCGUA
Messenger RNA from Anopheles coustani, 401 nucleotides. RefSeq lists its product as uncharacterized. The record is from RefSeq and is a predicted model, not a curated record. Lineage: Eukaryota; Metazoa; Arthropoda; Insecta; Diptera; Culicidae. The transcript has 2 exons. The coding region runs from base 183 to 341 and encodes 52 amino acids.